Xyrichtys novacula (pearly razorfish) is the source of this 4357-nucleotide messenger RNA. Lineage: Eukaryota; Metazoa; Chordata; Actinopteri; Labriformes; Labridae. The record is from the annotation of a GenBank genome assembly.
ACGAACAUGGAACUGUCUACUUUAGAGCUGAUGUUAUGGGUAACACAGAAUCUAAAAAGACUUAAUUGUGACAAUAUUGAGCUAUUAAAUCACCACGUAGGACACAAAGUAAUGGUAGAAUUAGUUAAUGAUUCGGCUUGUCCUUUGUAUGCCGUAAUUUACUGGCGCAUCAGGAUUUGAUGUUUUCUGCAAAUGGAAGCCCCCCUGCAAAUUUCCUUAAUGGUAUGAUCUUCAUUACACUCACGGAAGCGAUUUCCAGCUGUCAGAUUUUGGUGAACCAGUUUCAGCCCUCAGUAGAAGGAACAUAUCUGUUAAAGUCACUUCAAAAUGGACUGUCCACGCUGGUUGCCUCUUGAGUCGAAUCCAGAAGUAUGUGUGCGAAUAUUUUCCGAUCUAUAUCGUUCAGUAGAUGUCAUUCAUUCACUAGCAUGUGAGUGCUAGCUAACCUGUAGCCAACAGAUAGAACAAAAGCUAAAACGUGUGUAACUGUUUUUCUAAACCUGAGUGGCAUUUUACUCAUGGGUUUUUGUGUUUUUAUUUCAGGUUAUGACCAAGGUAAGUACUCAUUACCUUACUCAGUUUAGCUCCGAUUAGGUUUUGUUAAAAAGCUGCAAUGAUACAAGGCCUACUCAGAAACAAUGCUACAUCUAAGGUAACGUAAGCAUUAAAAUAUAAGGUCGAUAAAAAGCACAAUUGUUUGAGUAAAUAUCAUGUGAUCAGAAUGUAUUGCUAAGUGAUAGUGAGAAUAUUUUAUGAACUGUGCUAGCUUCAUGUAAUUUUUACUAUAUAUUACUCUACAGUUGUGCAUAUCUCCUUGAUAAUGUCGAUGUAGGUGCUAUUUACUGUGAAACGCCAUCCUCUAGCUACGGUGGCCGAGAACCGCCACUGCUGCAAAUAAAAAGAGAAUGCAAAGAAAAAAAAAUUAAAGCCCGUUGGAAAUAAAAAAAGAAACGGUGCAGAUAAAAAAGCCACAACAGAAGUUAACGGCGGAAAAAAAAAAAAAAAAAAAAUGGCGAUGGAAAAAAAAAGUUACUUACUGCUAAAAUAAAAGGUUACAAAAAAAAAAAAAAGCCACAACAGAAGUGAGCUGUCAGGGACCAAUAAUGCUGACGCACCGGUGUUUUAUGAUCUAGGCACAGAAGACGACGGCAAGAAGACGAACAAAGAAAUUAUUGGAAAGGUUAUUGUUUAAUUUCGCUUCGUAAACUUUUCAGUGUGUCAUUUGGUUAGGCCAUAUAGCGCCUGAGUCAAUAUGAAGUUGAACUGAAGCUAACACUACACCGGCUUUCUCCAGUACAACUUCAUAUUGACUCAGGCGCUACAUGGCCUAACCAAAUGACACACUGAAAAGUUUACGAAGCAAAAUUAAACAAAAACUUACUUAUUUCUUUGUUCGUCUUCUCGCCAUCGUCUUCUGUGCCUAGGUCGUAAAACACUGGUGCAUCAUCAUUAUUGGUCCCCGACAGCUAACUUCCGUUUUGGCUUUUUUUAUUUACAUCCUUUUAUUUUCGGAGUAAGUAACUUUUUAUUUUUUUUGCAUCAACCCCUUUUUUGCGUCAUUAACUUCCGUUGUAGGUUUUCUUUUUCUUUUUUUUCUUUUUUUGCAUCAGUAACUUCCGCUGUGGUUUCCUUUUUUUGCAUUCUUUUUUAUUUGCAGCAGUGGCGGUUCUCAGCCACCGUAUCUAUCAAAUGGUAAUUUCGUAACUAUCUACCUUAACAUAGAAAAUUAGGUUUUAAAGGAUUACAUGCAAAGUGGGGACAACUUUUUUUUUACUUUAAAGGGUGUCUUCCCAUUAUAUACCGUACAGAAUAACAAUCGGAGAGUUAUGGACAUACGUCUACUUUUCAAACUAAUAAUAUGUUACAGGCUCACAUUCUGGUCUUUUAAGGGUUGAGUAGAACUCAGACCCUGUUAGGGUAACUUUUUUUAUCCAUAUGCAUACAAGUUACUCUCAGCUUUUGUGUAGUUUGUCAAUUGCUUGGGCAUGAGACCAACCUGGCAAUUCGGGGACGUGUAUGGAUUGGAUCCAGAGCUUCUCAGCAUGGUUCCAAGACCAGUGUGUGCAGUGCUGCUUCUCUUCCCUGUGACCGACAAGGUAUAUCUUAUUGAUGCAACUUCUUUAGGCAGUGUUUGACAUGCUACAAGUGUGAACAUAAAUGAAUAACAUCCUUUAUUUUGGCAUCACACAAUAGCUGCCCAAAUCCUUUUAAACUGAUUCCUUUUGUCUUCCUGCUCUGUCAAGUAUGAGGCAUUCAAGAAAGAAGAGGAGGAGAGACUGAAGGAUCAGGAGGUUUCUCCUGAUGUCUACUUCAUUAAGCAAACUAUCGGGAACGCCUGUGGAACAAUAGGAUUAAUCCAUGCUGUGGCCAACAACCAGUCUCACCUGGAGUUUGGUGUGUAGUAAUUAUUUGGCUAUUGUUAAGAUGGGAAAUGGGAUGAUGUGAAAGUUGAAUGUGGUUAACCAUGAUCACAAUAUGACUAUUACACAUGGGGUUUAUUCCCUAGAAUUUUACAGGUAUUUGGUUUUAUCAUAACACACAUGACAUAAUACCUUGCACAGCACCUUUUAUUGUAUUACAAUAGCAGUGUAUUUGAAUGUCUUUCAAACACUCUUACAUAUUGUUUCACUAGAUUUUAUGUUUUGAUGUCCUCUCUCUAUAGAGUCUGACUCACCUCUAAAGAAGUUUAUUGAACAAACCACAAAGAUGACUGCAGAAGAGAGGGCUGCUUUUCUAGAAAAAGAUGAAGUAAGAAAAUGGUGGAUUUUAUUUUCCUGUGAUAUUUCCAUAUCAAUCAUUUUUGUGUUUGCACUCAUUUAAUAUAUAUUUUUCAUACUUGUUAUUUCCUGUUACUUUGGUUACAAUUCUUAUUGUUCAGCUCUUGGGUUGUUCUAGUAGGGUAAUAUGUUUUUUGAGUUUUCUACUGAUGUUUGUGCUCUUCGGCUACUUAAGUGCCUCGAAAUAAGAUUUAGUUUGAACUUUAGCGCUAUAAAAAUAAAGACCCACUACCCAAAAUGUCUGUUACAGAACAUUAAAGCUACCAUUGACAAAAUUCCAAAGUUUUGAAAAUACAUGACUGUCUCUUUUUCCGUCCCUCUUUUUCAGAGUAUACGUGUUACACACGAAUCCAGUGCUCAGGAGGGACAGACUGAGGUCUGUGUUGAGUUUCAGAUGUUUCGGAUAUUGCCCUCAGUGGAGAAAUCAUUUUUGUGGUGCUGACUGUCUUUAAUUCCACAAACUUAAAGAUUUCUGUUUAUUUCUUGCUUGUUGUAGGCCCCAAGUUUAGACGAGAAAGUGAACCUGCAUUUUAUAGCUUUUGUGAAUGUCGGAGGACAUUUAUAUGAACUGGGUGAGUUUCCAUAAGUCUGCUCAUAAAUAAAACUGCAUAAGGGGAUUUGUCAUGUGGUUGAUUACUACAGCUGAAAUUUGACUUUGAUGAGGUUUUGUUUGUAUCUAGAUGGCAGGAAGCCUUCUCCUGUCGUCCAUGGAAAGACUUCAGAAGAUAAUUUCCUGGAGGUAAGACAUCACCGUAAAGAAAAAAUAUCCUCUUUGGAUGUUUAAUGUAUCAUUUUCCUAACGUGUUGAAUCGUCCUGCAGGAUGCCAUAGAGGUUUGUAAAAUCUUCAUGGCUCGUGACCCUCAGGAGGUUCGUUUCACCAUCAUCGCCCUCUCCAAAGAUUCAUACUGAGGAAGCUCCCUCAUGACCCUAGAAAACAAAGGAAGCAUGACUGCCAAACAUUCUCAAGUGCUGUCUUAAUCGGAAAUUUCAUAUUCUUUUUCUAAGCGCUUAAGCAACUGAUUUGGGGAAAAUGAUCAAAUGUCAGGGAAAUCAUUCUGAGUAGCAUUGUUGUUAUUCUGCACUUAUUCUGGUUGGAGAAAUUUGGGUGCUGCUUUGUGGCUAAAAUAGAUCAAAAUCUUCCAUUUUCUCUCUGUUGAAACAUUUCCAUCAUUGAAAAACAGAUGUAAGCUGUACAAUAUUGACGUUGCACUAAAUUUUGUUUACAUGGCUUGUUUGGCUUUCAUUUGAAAGAAUUUUGUUUGACACUGAGGGAUCCUUGGAUGUUUUUGAUCAGAGGUAAUUUAGUUUUUGAUCAUAUGUCGAACCACAUGGUCAAAUUCUGCUGAAGAAACACAUUUCGCUGCUGUAAGUGCAGUCAUGGCUUUUGAAGCAGCAGAUAUGCUUGAUGCUGUUGAAUGCAGUAAUGAUGCUAUAAAAGGCUCUUAAAGAAAUUAGAAAGGUCUUCUGUAAGUGAGGCUCACUGAGACUGUACAUCCAUGAGGAGGUGCCUACAUUUUUGUAAUAAGAAUCAAAUUCUGACAAAUAAAAGGCAAAUUUAAUAAAAAUGUACUUCUGCUUC